Messenger RNA from Darwinula stevensoni, 3037 nucleotides. The record is from the annotation of a GenBank genome assembly. Lineage: Eukaryota; Metazoa; Arthropoda; Ostracoda; Podocopida; Darwinulidae.
CACGAAGGUAAACAAGGAAGAAGAGGAUCGUAGGAGUGUCCUCCCCCUGUCGUCGUUGGAGAGGGAUGGAUCAGUCCCUCUCCAGCGUCUCGUCCUCGUCAGGAGACGAGAGAUCGAAGUGUGGGAAACGAUUCACACGGGGUCGAUCACGUUCAGGGCCUCUUGGAGAAUCGUUUCAACGCAUCCUGGGGAAUAGCGAGAAAUAUUUCCAGGCGGGGGUCGUUUGCUGACCGCUAAGACGGGGAUCAAGGUAUUAUAGAAUUGCAGCAUCAGCGCUUCUCACCUGAGAGUUUACGAGUUGUGGCCAACUACACGGGCCAGUCACGUAAAAAACGAGAGUGCGGUCGCAGUGUCGUAGGAGAAGAUGCAAUCGGUUUGUAGGUGGUGGUAUUGGGUUCUCUAUUCCUUCGGCCUCGUUCUAGUGGUCGUCGGAAGCAUCCUUUAUUCCACCGCGCCCAAAAACUUCGAGAAGAUGGUUAAGAAGCAAUUGUUAUCGGAUACUAAAACAGAAGCGUUCAGAAACUGGAUUGAGCCCCCCAUCCCGAUCUAUCUACAGUUUUACAUGUUCAACGUCACCAAUCCAGACGAGUUUCUUUACAUGGGAGCAACACCGAAACUGCAACAACUUGGACCAUACACCUACAGAGAAAUACUGAAGACGGAAGUGCUGGAGAUCUACGACAACGGUACCGUGGAGUAUUUCCACACCAGAACUUUCCACUGGGAUGAGAGCAUGUCGUCAGGAAAGGAAUCGGAUAUCAUCAUCUCCUUGAAUGCGCCAGUUCUGCUCAUGGCCAUGAAAAUGGCGGAAAUGGGGUUUGGAGCGUUACUUGAAUCCAUCAUCCCACUAAUUGAACCACUGGACGAAGGGAAGCCGUUCUUGAGAAAAAGCGUGGCGGAGCUCCUCUUUCAAGGAUAUGAGCUCACUUUCAUGGAGAUAAUAUAUCAUUUUUUGAUUGACGAGAUGAAUUUGCCUGAAGACCUUGUCAACCAAAUGUUCGACUCAAUACUGCCACCUGAAAUGUCGGACGGCAAGUUUGGCUACUACCGUCUGAAUGGUACCAGCGACGGUAAUUACUUGGUCGGCACCGGCGUAAAUGGACCGGAAGAUUUCGCCGAUAUCAAGCUCUGGCGAGGGGAGCCAUUCCACUAUAAAAGACCAUGGCGGACGGAUGAGUGCAACAUGAUCAAUGGCACCGACGGCACGAUCUUUCCCCCCUUUGUCGACGAAAACUCCAUCCUAUAUGUAUUCACCCCGGACUUGUGCAGGUCAGUGUACAUCACGCAUGAAAUGGAGGUGGAAUAUCAAGGGAUACCAGGACUUCGAUUCAUCGUCGAUCCUGACGUCAUCGAAGACCCAGCAAUUAAUCUGGACAAUCAGUGCUUUUGUUUAUCGAAUGGAACAUGCUUGAAAGCAGGAGCUUUAGAUCUCUCCGAAUGUCUUGGUGUACCGUUGGUGAUGUCCAUGCCGCAUUUCUACUUAGGAUCAGAAGAUUACUACAACGAAUCCAUCGUGGAAGGGUUGGAGCCAAGGAAAGAAUGGCACCAGACCUUCGUCGACCUCGAGCCUGUGCGAAUCCACACUCUUAGCUAUUUGACUGGCACUAUCUUGAAUGCCUCCAAGAAACUUCAAGUGAACUUCAAGCUGAGGCCGGUCGAGCAUUAUCCAAGCUUUGCUAAUGUCACGGAAAUGCUCUUCCCAAUAUUUUGGAUGAAUGAGAGCGUAACCUUACCCCAGGAGUUUGCCGACGAUCUCUACACAACGAUCGUCAUGCCUCAAGAAGCCAUCACCAUCGGAUCGCAGGUGGCCUUUGGCAUCGGGCUUUUCACGAUAUUGCAACAGUCAUUGGAUAGUAAAGCAGAAGCGUUCAAGAACUGGAUAGAGCCUUCCAUCCCUAUCUAUCUACAGUUCUACGUGUUCAACGUCACCAAUCUAGACAAGUUUCUCUACGAGGGAGCAACACCGAAUCUGCAACAGCUUGGACCAUACACCUACAGAGAGAUACUGAAGACGGAAAUGCUGGAGAUCUACGACAACGGUACAGCGGAGUAUUUCCACAACAGGACUUACAUCUUCGAAGACAGCAUGUCGGAAGGAAAGGAAUCAGAUAUCAUCACCACUUUGAAUACUCCAGUUCUGACCAUGGUUGGGUUAUUAGAAGAAUUGAACAAUCCCUUCUUUGAUGCCGGUUUCGACCUCAUCAUCGAAGCAAUGGAGACGACGGACGACGGCAAGCCGCUUUUGAGGAAAUCAGUCGAAGAGCUCCUCAUCAAAGGAUACGAGUUGACUUUCAUCGAUAAAUUGUGGGACGUACUGGUACACGACUUGUUGCUGGAUGAAGAAUUUGUCAACGAAACCUUUUCCGACAUUCUGCCGCCUGAAAUGGCUGAUGGGAUUUUCGGUUACUACCUUGGCACAGAUAACAUGAAGAUGAAGAUCGGUCGCGAAGUACUCCUUCCCAACGAAGCAACCUUCGAAUUAGAUGAAGCCAUGCAGGUCGUGCUAACACGGAGAGCGCUGAAUGGUACCAGCGACGGUGUUUACUUGGUCGGCACCGGCGAAAAUGGACCGGAAGACUUCGCCGAUAUCAAGCUCUGGCAAGGGGAGCCAUUUCACUAUAAGGAACCAUGGCGGACAGAUGAGUGCAACAUGAUCAAUGGCACUGACGGCACCAUCUUUCCCCCCUACGUCGACGAAAACUCCAUCCUAUAUGUAUUCACCCCGGACUUAUGCAGGUCGGUGUACCUCACGUACGAGCAGGACGUGGAACUUCAAGGGACACCAGGACUUCGAUUCAUCGUCGAUCCUGACGUUCUCGAAGACCCAGAAAUUAACCUGGCCAAUAAAUGCUUUUGUUUAUCGGAUGGAACAUGCUUGAAAGCCGGAGUUUUAGAUCUCUCCGAAUGUAGAGAUAUCCCGUUGGUGAUGUCCAUGCCGCACUUCUACUUAGGAUCAGAAGAAUACUUCAACGAAUCCGUCGUGGAAGGAUUGGAGCCGAGGAAAGAAUGGCACCAGACCUUCGUCGACCUCGAGCCU